UGGAAUGGCGCCCAGAGUAGGAGAAGCUCGUGCGUUUUCUGGAUGCAAGCUUAGCUUUUGCUUUAUUUCAAACGCAAGCGAAGAUGUGGGACCAAACAGGCCGUGCUUGUUCGGAGGAAUUGCGAGCAAAGAGCAAGAAUUUAAAACACAAUUCGGAUGACAGAAAUAAACGCAAUGCCAUUGCAAACACGCUUAAAGAAUUGGCUGAGAUGUUGCCCAUCCCGUUGCGGACUGGCUGCAAGAGGCUGACGAAGAAGGAAGUUCUUCUCCGGGUCCUCCGCUACAUUGAGCAUUUGCAGGCAAACAUCGAUACUGCCAAAUCCCUGCUCCAAGUCAAGUCUGGGGAACCAAAAGCAAAAGAGACUGAACCGGUGGUGAUACCAACUAUAAAGAGGAGACAAAGGGAAGCCACGCCACUGGUGAAGAAAACAAAGCCCUCCAAUGUUUUCAAGAAACCCAGGAAGAGGAGACGUAGCCACAGAACAGAACGGCAAGGAGGCAACAAGAGAGCAUGCAAACUCCUUACUCUGGAGACUGACAACAUCCCUUCCCACGUUGAUGUAAACCGGGAGGAGAAACUGUCCUCCCAGAAGCCGUCUUCUUUCUUUCCUGGUGUCCAAGCUCUAGUAUCCAAAUCUCACCUGCCUUUAGACCGUAACUUGGGUAGUGACCAACAGGAAAGCAAAGAGGUAGAGAAUACUUUUCUGUAUGCCUUUGAUGAGCAGUACCAAUACGCUGGGGAAUCUGGACAUCCGCUGAUGAGGCAGGAGUUGGUGCAUUAUAAUUCCUCUUACGAGGAGGAAGAUGAAGAAGGACUCAAAGCCAGCCCUUGGCUCUCAGUCCAGUCUCCAGUGUGGAUCACUCACGGGAACUUGCAGCUGCAUUCACCUGGGACUGGCGCCCCAAACACUUGCUCUGAUUUGGGGCUCAGCCCUUCACUUUUCUCCUCUCCUGCUCGGCUGCUCCCCAGGCACAUUCUUCAUGGCGGACAGGAGGAGCUUUCCCCAGUGUUGUUUGAAGAUGUUUAUCUAUCCCCUCAGUCCAGUCAUUAUCCUAUGACCCUUUCGGGAACCCUCCUGAGGAAGUCAGCCUUUACACUGGAUCACUGCUACCUUUCCUACAGCGAAAUGGAGGAAAGCAGCCCCAGCCCUGUCUCAAGAAUGAAUGAGAUGCCAACUCCAUGGCAGAAUUACUACUUUCAAAAGGCUGCCAACUUCAAGUCCGAAUACCCCGUCUCCUCCAGCGACGAAAACAGCGACUGCGCCUGGGUGCCUUGCAAGAGGGUCAGGAAGCCAUCGCAAGUAUCUUCUCAAAAGAAGAAGAAGAAAAAGAAGAAGAAAGGGGUCAAGAAGCAGAAGCACCGGGCCGGAGCCUGUGAGAAGCAUAGUGGCACCUCUCCUCUGAAGCUGAAGAAGAAAUGCGUGAACGGGUUUAUUAUGUUCUGCCGCCUGAACCGCAAGCACUACAUCCGGGCUUAUCCAGGUAUGGCAUCCACAGCGGCAACUAGGGAGCUGGCUCAGCUGUGGCGCUUGAUGACGAAACAGGAGCGGAGGCCAUAUUGCCUGAAAGCCCGGAGAUUCAGCCGCCUCAACAACCGCAUUGUAAGGGAAGACUUCUCAAGUGGGGAGGAGGAGCUGGAGCCCCCCAAGCCCCUCCAUGUGCUGCUGGCUGAGAAAUCCCUCCCCGACGCUCGGGUCUUUGGAGAUUUGUCCUUGCUGGAGCUUAUUCCCUGAGUUUUGGUACCUUUGUGGUUAUGGCACAUAUCCAUCCGCUGGAAAAAAAAUGGCACUUCUCUUGGUUCUGUUAGCAAUAAUGACUUAAGUUUCCCCAGCAAUGGGUAUGCAAGUUUCACCUUUGUGUCCAGGGCAGUAAUGCAAUGGGUAGAUGCUUUAUGCCUCCCAUAAUGCUUCUGUCCUUUGCCGAUGUUUUCUAUUGUUUACCGGCAUCUCUUACCUGUGUGUUAUUCCUUACCGUGCCUCCAGUUUCCAGAUACUGGUUGCUGAGGAGAAGGAAAGGCAUAUCCUUAUCUAUAAAAGUUGGAUAUAGACCUUCUUUACUCCUAGUUUGCCUGUUUGCUACCUUGCGUCUUGUUUUUUUCUCUAGAAAGCAACUGUCUGGUGUUUGAAGUCAUGAGGCUUGCCACUGUAAAGGCAAAUCCAUGAGGCUGGCUGAUAGGAAAAGGCUGGCUUGCUUGAGAUCAUUCUGGUUUUGAUGUUUAUAUGGGCUUUAGCCUAUCUUUGGGAGCACUGGGCCAGUUGGGCCUAAUUAAAAAUAUUUUUAAUCAAUUCCCUGUCUUUCUAACUAUGGUUUGUCUUAAAAGUAGUUCCGUGGGAUAGAAAAGUGAGUGACUUUAUAUAUGUUCUCAAAGCUUUUAGCCAGUCUUUCCCAUUAGCAAAGCUUUUACCAUAGGUUUUAUCGUAUGCAGCCCAGCUGGUUUAGUUGCAGGUUCCUUAGCCCAAAUUACCGUUUUUAGGGGUCCAUGUUGACGUGGAAAAGAUGCUUUUGUUAUCAAUUAAGUUGCUUUAUGUGUAUAUUUGCCUUUAUCCGGAGAAAUUUUUAAGUGUUCAGAAUUUGCUCUGGUUAGCAUUGCAUCUCCAUAUAACGUUAUAUGCGCUGGAAUGUCAAAGGACUUUAAGAAGAAAGAGUAAGAUAGAUUUGAUCCUUGGUUCAAUGGAGUUGGAAGAAAUAGUGAGCUUACAAGAGUGUUCAACCUUGAGAAGGCAGAACUUGAAGCCAUAGAUCAAGGUAACUCUAUACAGCAUGCAUCUCUGGUUGGUAUGUACCUUGCGAGGUGAAGAUGAACUCAUCUAUUUUCCCUUUAUCCAUCUCUUAAAUUAUUGCCUGCCUCUACGUUUGCAAUCUGUUUGCGUUCGAAAAUUGUUACAGGAUUGAGUGGAAUCAUCCCAAUGUUGUAUUUAUCUAUUUAUGUAUUUAUUGGUCGUCUUUUGGCAACACUAUUUAUAUUUCAAAUGAAUUUUAAAAUAAAAUUUAACUUAUGAAUAUAGAAUGGUUACAGAGUCAUAACUCUCAGUUACAAAUCUUGUGUGGUUUCCGGGCUAUAUGGCUGUGUUCUAGCAGCAUUUUUGACAGAAAUACUAAAAAUUAUCUGACAGAAAUAUUAAAAAUUAAAUUGAUAUUUUUAAUUACAAAAAGUGUGAGUCAAGCACAGAAAAGGGUUAAAUGGAUGCAACGACUCAGCAAAAGCUGCAGUUCAAUAUAAGUAGGUGUGCUUGUAGCUUAGUAGGCCUCAGUGAGAGAAAGGCCUCAGUAUGAGAAGACCCCAGUGUGAGAAGCUUUGGUGAGAGAAGCCCCAGGUUGAAGGCUUCUUGGGUGAAGCUCCAGUGUGAAGGCUGCUGUGUGUAAGGCUAC
Anolis carolinensis (green anole) is the source of this 3369-nucleotide messenger RNA. It is a transcript of the gene meiosin, whose product is annotated as meiosis initiator. The record is from RefSeq and is a predicted model, not a curated record. Bases 84 to 1733 code for a protein of 549 amino acids. Gene Ontology annotation, molecular function: protein dimerization activity. The transcript has 14 exons. NCBI's taxonomy places the organism in Eukaryota, Metazoa, Chordata, Lepidosauria, Squamata, Anolidae.